Messenger RNA from Fraxinus pennsylvanica, 1221 nucleotides. The record is from the annotation of a GenBank genome assembly. Lineage: Eukaryota; Viridiplantae; Streptophyta; Magnoliopsida; Lamiales; Oleaceae.
AUGAAUACAAGAGGCUAUACCAAAACCAUUCCUAGGUUUGUCAACUGUGAUUCCUGGGAAUCUGGGAUAGUUGUACAAUACACGACAAAAGGGAAACUGUCUAGCACUGCUGGUCAGGUUAUUCGCUGCAAAGCUGCUGUGUCAUGGGAAGCAGGGAAGCCACUCGUGAUUGAAGAAGUGGACGUUGCACCUCCGCAGAAAAUGGAAGUUCGAUUGAAGAUUCUAUUCACCUCCCUUUGCCACACUGAUGUUUACUUCUGGGAAGCCAAGGAGCAGACACCGCUUUUCCCUCGGAUCUUCGGUCAUGAAACUGGAGGAAUCGUAGAGAGUGUAGGUGAAGGUGUGACAGAUCUCCAACCGGGUGACCAUGUUCUUCCCAUGUUUACUGGCGAGUGCAAGGAGUGUCGUUACUGUAAAUCGACAGAAAGCAACAUGUGUGACCUUCUCAGGAUAAAUACUGAUAGAGGGGUCAUGAUCAAUGACGGCAAGACGAGGUUCUCUAAAAAUGGGCAGCCAAUAUAUCACUUUCUUGGAACUUCCACCUUUAGCGAAUACACUGUGGUGCAUGUUGGCUGUGUUGCCAAAAUUAAUCCUGCAGCACCACUUGAAAAAAUUUUGCCUGAAGGACUUGGUGCAACUUUGAACGUAGCCAGACCGAAGAAGGGUUCGACUGUUGCUAUUUUUGGAUUGGGAGCUGUAGGACUUGCUGCUGCCGAAGGAGCUCGAAUUUCUGGAGCUUCAAGAAUCAUUGGUAUUGAUUUGAACCCUAAUCGAUUCGAGGAUGCAAAGAAGUUCGGUGUUACUGAGUUUGUGAAUCCCAAAGAUCAUGACAGGCCAGUUCAACAGGUGUUAGCUGAGAUGACUGACGGAGGAGUCGAUCGAAGUGUUGAGUGCACUGGAAAUGUUGAUGCUAUGAUCUCCGCAUUUGAAUGUGUUCAUGAUGGCUGGGGCGUUGCUGUGCUUGUUGGCGUUCCGAACAAGGACGAUGCAUUCAAAACUCAUCCAGUCAAUCUGCUAAACGAGAGGACUCUCAAGGGAACCUUCUUUGGAAACUAUAAACCGCGUAGUGACAUCCCAUCUGUUGUUGAAAAAUAUAUGAACAAGGAGCUGGAGCUAGACAAAUUCAUCACCCACCAAGUUGGUUUCUCGGAGAUCAAUAAAGCUUUUGACCUCAUGCUGCGAGGAGAGAGUCUUUGCUGCAUCAUAAACAUGGAAGCUUAA